AUGGCAGAUUUGGCUAGCUUGGGCGGAGUUUCAGCAGCGGUUGGUUCAGAAGCAAGGUCGCUCUUCUCACACAACAUGGAAAGAGCUAAAAAACGAUCCGCAGAUGACAAAACCGAUCCGAAGGACUCAGGGCUUGUGCAAUACGCAGAUGACGAGGAGGAUAGAAACGAGGACGACGACGAUGAGGGAGACGAGAUUCGCCUCCUGGAUUUCGACUUCGAGAAGUUCUGCUCAGUGUCACUGUCGAACCUCAACGUGUACGGCUGCCUGGUGUGCGGCAAGUACUUCCAGGGCCGCGCGCGCUCGUCGCACGCGGUGACGCACAGCGUGGACGCGGGGCACCACGUGUUCAUCAACCUGCACUCCGAGAAGGUCUACUGCCUGCCCGAUGGGUAUCAGGUUUCAGACCCGUCGCUCGAUGACAUCAAGAGCGUCCUCAACCCGCGGUUCACUGCCGCCCAGAUAGAGCAGUUCGACCGCAGCAAGCAGUGGGCUCGCGCGUUGGACGGCACGGAUUACAUCCCCGGCAUGGUCGGUCUGAACAACAUAAAGGACACGGGGUACGUGAACGUGAUCAUCCAGUCGCUCGUGCGGGUCACGCCUCUUCGCAACUUCUUCCUCCUCCCCGCCAACUACACGCCCGCCUCCCACUCGCCCGCCGCCCAGCCCACUGCGCUCGUGCGCCGCUUCGGAGAGCUCGUGCGGAAAGUGUGGCACCCGCGCAACUUCAAGGGGCAGUAUGCGACUAUGUCUCACCAGCUGUUGGUGCUUUGGGAUGCACGCCCCUCAUGCCCACCACUUCACUCUCCCUCCCUUCCCUCCUCUCUUUCCCUCUCCCAUUCACUCUCCCUCCCUUCCCUCCUCUCUUUCCCUCUCCCAUUCACUCUCCCUCCCUUCCCUCCUCUCUUUCCCUCUCCGCUCCUUUCUCAUUCUCCGAAACCCCUCCCUUCUAUACCCUUCAGCCCUCACGAGUUCCUCCAAGCCAUCAUGCUCGCCAGCAAGAAGCGGUUUCUCAUCGGCCAGCAGUCCGACCCCCUCGACCUCCUCUCCUGGCUGCUAAACACCCUCCACGCAGACUUAGCUAAAAGCGCCGCUGCUGCGGCUAAAGCCACAGGCAAGAAGGCGCAUCAUAUAAGCUCCAUAAUCCAGGAGUGCUUUCAGGGCGAGCUGGAGGUGAUUAAAGAGGUCGCAGGGAAGAGCAGUUGUAUGGAGGAUGGGAAGAAACGGAAACGGGAGGGGGAGGGGGGAAAGGAAGGGGAGGGUGAAGGGGAGAAGGAGGAGGAUGGGGUGAAACGGGAGGUUCCCCUGUUCAACAUUUUGAAGAAAUUUGAUGGGCAAACCGUGACGGAAGUGGUGCGCCCGCAUCCUGCCCGCAUGCGGUAUCGGAUCACGCGGUUACCGCGGUACCUCAUCCUCCAUAUGAAGCGAUUCAAAAAGAACAAUUUCUUCAUAGAGAAGAACCCCACUCUUGUGAACUUUCCAGUGAAGAGCCUAGAGCUGAGGGACUAUCCGCCACUGCAGGAGGUGGCAUAUGAUGCUGAAACUCAUCCGUUCGUACUCAUGCCCCUUCUCAUUUUGAACUUCCCGGUGAAGAACCUAGAGCUGAAGGACUAUCUGCCGCUGGAGGGGUUGGAAGGCGGGGGGAAGCUUCGCAGCAAGUAUGAUCUUAUUGCCAACGUGGUGCAUGACGGCAAGCCGGGCGAGGGGUCGUACCGUGCAUUCGUGCAGCGCAAGGCGGAAGAAGCAUGCACCCCUGCCGUGGUGCCCUCAAAGCACCCCUGCCGUGGUGCCCUCAAAGCACCCCUGCCGUGGUGCCCUCAAAGCACCCCUGCCGUGGUGCCCUCAAAGCACCCCUGCCGUGGUGCCCUCAAAGCACCCCUGCCGUGGUGCCCUCAAAGCACCCCUGCCGUGGUGCCCUCAAAGCACCCCUGCCGUGGUGCCCUCAAAGCACCCCUGCCGUGGUGCCCUCAAAGCACCCCUGCCGUGGUGCCCUCAAAGCACCCCUGCCGUGGUGCCCUCAAAGCACCCCUGCCGUGGUGCCCUCAAAGCACCCCUGCCGUGGUGCCCUCAAAGCACCCCUGCCGUGGUGCCCUCAAAGCACCCCUGCCGUGGUGCCCUCAAAGCACCCCUGCCGUGGUGCCCUCAAAGCACCCCUGCCGUGGUGCCCUCAAAGCACCCCUGCCGUGGUGCCCUCAAAGCACCCCUGCCGUGGUGCCCUCAAAGCACCCCUGCCGUGGUGCCCUCAAAGCACCCCUGCCGUGGUGCCCUCAAAGCACCCCUGCCGUGGUGCCCUCAAAGCACCCCUGCCGUGGUGCCCUCAAAGCACCCCUGCCGUGGUGCCCUCAAAGCACCCCUGCCGUGGUGCCCUCAAAGCACCCCUGCCGUGGUGCCCUCAAAGCACCCCUGCCGUGGUGCCCUCAAAGCACCCCUGCCGUGGUGCCCUCAAAGCACCCCGGCCGUGGUGCCCUCAAAGCACCCCGGCCGUGGUGCCCUCAAAGCACCCCUGCCGUGGUGCCCUCAAAGCACCCCUGCCGUGGUGCCCUCAAAGCACCCCUGCCGUGGUGCCCUCAAAGCACCCCUGCCGUGGUGCCCUCAAAGCACCCCUGCCGUGGUGCCCUCAAAGCACCCCUGCCGUGGUGCCCUCAAAGCACCCCUGCCGUGGUGCCCUCAAAGCACCCCUGCCGUGGUGCCCUCAAAGCACCCCUGCCGUGGUGCCCUCAAAGCACCCCUGCCGUGGUGCCCUCAAAGCACCCCUGCCGUGGUGCCCUCAAAGCACCCCUGCCGUGGUGCCCUCAAAGCACCCCUGCCGUGGUGCCCUCAAAGCACCCCUGCCGUGGUGCCCUCAAAGCACCCCUGCCGUGGUGCCCUCAAAGCACCCCUGCCGUGGUGCCCUCAAAGCACCCCUGCCGUGGUGCCCUCAAAGCACCCCUGCCGUGGUGCCCUCAAAGCACCCCUGCCGUGGUGCCCUCAAAGCACCCCUGCCGUGGUGCCCUCAAAGCACCCCUGCCGUGGUGCCCUCAAAGCACCCCUGCCGUGGUGCCCUCAAAGCACCCCUGCCGUGGUGCCCUCAAAGCACCCCUGCCGUGGUGCCCUCAAAGCACCCCUGCCGUGGUGCCCUCAAAGCACCCCUGCCGUGGUGCCCUCAAAGCACCCCUGCCGUGGUGCCCUCAAAGCACCCCUGCCGUGGUGCCCUCAAAGCACCCCUGCCGUGGUGCCCUCAAAGCACCCCUGCCGUGGUGCCCUCAAAGCACCCCUGCCGUGGUGCCCUCAAAGCACCCCUGCCGUGGUGCCCUCAAAGCACCCCUGCCGUGGUGCCCUCAAAGCACCCCUGCCGUGGUGCCCUCAAAGCACCCCUGCCGUGGUGCCCUCAAAGCACCCCUGCCGUGGUGCCCUCAAAGCACCCCUGCCGUGGUGCCCUCAAAGCACCCCUGCCGUGGUGCCCUCAAAGCACCCCUGCCGUGGUGCCCUCAAAGCACCCCUGCCGUGGUGCCCUCAAAGCACCCCUGCCGUGGUGCCCUCAAAGCACCCCUGCCGUGGUGCCCUCAAAGCACCCCUGCCGUGGUGCCCUCAAAGCACCCCUGCCGUGGUGCCCUCAAAGCACCCCUGCCGUGGUGCCCUCAAAGCACCCCUGCCGUGGUGCCCUCAAAGCACCCCUGCCGUGGUGCCCUCAAAGCACCCCUGCCGUGGUGCCCUCAAAGCACCCCUGCCGUGGUGCCCUCAAAGCACCCCUGCCGUGGUGCCCUCAAAGCACCCCUGCCGUGGUGCCCUCAAAGCACCCCUGCCGUGGUGCCCUCAAAGCACCCCUGCCGUGGUGCCCUCAAAGCACCCCUGCCGUGGUGCCCUCAAAGCACCCCUGCCGUGGUGCCCUCAAAGCACCCCUGCCGUGGUGCCCUCAAAGCACCCCUGCCGUGGUGCCCUCAAAGCACCCCUGCCGUGGUGCCCUCAAAGCACCCCUGCCGUGGUGCCCUCAAAGCACCCCUGCCGUGGUGCCCUCAAAGCACCCCUGCCGUGGUGCCCUCAAAGCACCCCUGCCGUGGUGCCCUCAAAGCACCCCUGCCGUGGUGCCCUCAAAGCACCCCUGCCGUGGUGCCCUCAAAGCACCCCUGCCGUGGUGCCCUCAAAGCACCCCUGCCGUGGUGCCCUCAAAGCACCCCUGCCGUGGUGCCCUCAAAGCACCCCUGCCGUGGUGCCCUCAAAGCACCCCUGCCGUGGUGCCCUCAAAGCACCCCUGCCGUGGUGCCCUCAAAGCACCCCUGCCGUGGUGCCCUCAAAGCACCCCUGCCGUGGUGCCCUCAAAGCACCCCUGCCGUGGUGCCCUCAAAGCACCCCUGCCGUGGUGCCCUCAAAGCACCCCUGCCGUGGUGCCCUCAAAGCACCCCUGCCGUGGUGCCCUCAAAGCACCCCUGCCGUGGUGCCCUCAAAGCACCCCUGCCGUGGUGCCCUCAAAGCACCCCUGCCGUGGUGCCCUCAAAGCACCCCUGCCGUGGUGCCCUCAAAGCACCCCUGCCGUGGUGCCCUCAAAGCACCCCUGCCGUGGUGCCCUCAAAGCACCCCUGCCGUGGUGCCCUCAAAGCACCCCUGCCGUGGUGCCCUCAAAGCACCCCUGCCGUGGUGCCCUCAAAGCACCCCUGCCGUGGUGCCCUCAAAGCACCCCUGCCGUGGUGCCCUCAAAGCACCCCUGCCGUGGUGCCCUCAAAGCACCCCUGCCGUGGUGCCCUCAAAGCACCCCUGCCGUGGUGCCCUCAAAGCACCCCUGCCGUGGUGCCCUCAAAGCACCCCUGCCGUGGUGCCCUCAAAGCACCCCUGCCGUGGUGCCCUCAAAGCACCCCUGCCGUGGUGCCCUCAAAGCACCCCUGCCGUGGUGCCCUCAAAGCACCCCUGCCGUGGUGCCCUCAAAGCACCCCUGCCGUGGUGCCCUCAAAGCACCCCUGCCGUGGUGCCCUCAAAGCACCCCUGCCGUGGUGCCCUCAAAGCACCCCUGCCGUGGUGCCCUCAAAGCACCCCUGCCGUGGUGCCCUCAAAGCACCCCUGCCGUGGUGCCCUCAAAGCACCCCUGCCGUGGUGCCCUCAAAGCACCCCUGCCGUGGUGCCCUCAAAGCACCCCUGCCGUGGUGCCCUCAAAGCACCCCUGCCGUGGUGCCCUCAAAGCACCCCUGCCGUGGUGCCCUCAAAGCACCCCUGCCGUGGUGCCCUCAAAGCACCCCUGCCGUGGUGCCCUCAAAGCACCCCUGCCGUGGUGCCCUCAAAGCACCCCUGCCGUGGUGCCCUCAAAGCACCCCUGCCGUGGUGCCCUCAAAGCACCCCUGCCGUGGUGCCCUCAAAGCACCCCUGCCGUGGUGCCCUCAAAGCACCCCUGCCGUGGUGCCCUCAAAGCACCCCUGCCGUGGUGCCCUCAAAGCACCCCUGCCGUGGUGCCCUCAAAGCACCCCUGCCGUGGUGCCCUCAAAGCACCCCUGCCGUGGUGCCCUCAAAGCACCCCUGCCGUGGUGCCCUCAAAGCACCCCUGCCGUGGUGCCCUCAAAGCACCCCUGCCGUGGUGCCCUCAAAGCACCCCUGCCGUGGUGCCCUCAAAGCACCCCUGCCGUGGUGCCCUCAAAGCACCCCUGCCGUGGUGCCCUCAAAGCACCCCUGCCGUGGUGCCCUCAAAGCACCCCUGCCGUGGUGCCCUCAAAGCACCCCUGCCGUGGUGCCCUCAAAGCACCCCUGCCGUGGUGCCCUCAAAGCACCCCUGCCGUGGUGCCCUCAAAGCACCCCUGCCGUGGUGCCCUCAAAGCACCCCUGCCGUGGUGCCCUCAAAGCACCCCUGCCGUGGUGCCCUCAAAGCACCCCUGCCGUGGUGCCCUCAAAGCACCCCUGCCGUGGUGCCCUCAAAGCACCCCUGCCGUGGUGCCCUCAAAGCACCCCUGCCGUGGUGCCCUCAAAGCACCCCUGCCGUGGUGCCCUCAAAGCACCCCUGCCGUGGUGCCCUCAAAGCACCCCUGCCGUGGUGCCCUCAAAGCACCCCUGCCGUGGUGCCCUCAAAGCACCCCUGCCGUGGUGCCCUCAAAGCACCCCUGCCGUGGUGCCCUCAAAGCACCCCUGCCGUGGUGCCCUCAAAGCACCCCUGCCGUGGUGCCCUCAAAGCACCCCUGCCGUGGUGCCCUCAAAGCACCCCUGCCGUGGUGCCCUCAAAGCACCCCUGCCGUGGUGCCCUCAAAGCACCCCUGCCGUGGUGCCCUCAAAGCACCCCUGCCGUGGUGCCCUCAAAGCACCCCUGCCGUGGUGCCCUCAAAGCACCCCUGCCGUGGUGCCCUCAAAGCACCCCUGCCGUGGUGCCCUCAAAGCACCCCUGCCGUGGUGCCCUCAAAGCACCCCUGCCGUGGUGCCCUCAAAGCACCCCUGCCGUGGUGCCCUCAAAGCACCCCUGCCGUGGUGCCCUCAAAGCACCCCUGCCGUGGUGCCCUCAAAGCACCCCUGCCGUGGUGCCCUCAAAGCACCCCUGCCGUGGUGCCCUCAAAGCACCCCUGCCGUGGUGCCCUCAAAGCACCCCUGCCGUGGUGCCCUCAAAGCACCCCUGCCGUGGUGCCCUCAAAGCACCCCUGCCGUGGUGCCCUCAAAGCACCCCUGCCGUGGUGCCCUCAAAGCACCCCUGCCGUGGUGCCCUCAAAGCACCCCUGCCGUGGUGCCCUCAAAGCACCCCUGCCGUGGUGCCCUCAAAGCACCCCUGCCGUGGUGCCCUCAAAGCACCCCUGCCGUGGUGCCCUCAAAGCACCCCUGCCGUGGUGCCCUCAAAGCACCCCUGCCGUGGUGCCCUCAAAGCACCCCUGCCGUGGUGCCCUCAAAGCACCCCUGCCGUGGUGCCCUCAAAGCACCCCUGCCGUGGUGCCCUCAAAGCACCCCUGCCGUGGUGCCCUCAAAGCACCCCUGCCGUGGUGCCCUCAAAGCACCCCUGCCGUGGUGCCCUCAAAGCACCCCUGCCGUGGUGCCCUCAAAGCACCCCUGCCGUGGUGCCCUCAAAGCACCCCUGCCGUGGUGCCCUCAAAGCACCCCUGCCGUGGUGCCCUCAAAGCACCCCUGCCGUGGUGCCCUCAAAGCACCCCUGCCGUGGUGCCCUCAAAGCACCCCUGCCGUGGUGCCCUCAAAGCACCCCUGCCGUGGUGCCCUCAAAGCACCCCUGCCGUGGUGCCCUCAAAGCACCCCUGCCGUGGUGCCCUCAAAGCACCCCUGCCGUGGUGCCCUCAAAGCACCCCUGCCGUGGUGCCCUCAAAGCACCCCUGCCGUGGUGCCCUCAAAGCACCCCUGCCGUGGUGCCCUCAAAGCACCCCUGCCGUGGUGCCCUCAAAGCACCCCUGCCGUGGUGCCCUCAAAGCACCCCUGCCGUGGUGCCCUCAAAGCACCCCUGCCGUGGUGCCCUCAAAGCACCCCUGCCGUGGUGCCCUCAAAGCACCCCUGCCGUGGUGCCCUCAAAGCACCCCUGCCGUGGUGCCCUCAAAGCACCCCUGCCGUGGUGCCCUCAAAGCACCCCUGCCGUGGUGCCCUCAAAGCACCCCUGCCGUGGUGCCCUCAAAGCACCCCUGCCGUGGUGCCCUCAAAGCACCCCUGCCGUGGUGCCCUCAAAGCACCCCUGCCGUGGUGCCCUCAAAGCACCCCUGCCGUGGUGCCCUCAAAGCACCCCUGCCGUGGUGCCCUCAAAGCACCCCUGCCGUGGUGCCCUCAAAGCACCCCUGCCGUGGUGCCCUCAAAGCACCCCUGCCGUGGUGCCCUCAAAGCACCCCUGCCGUGGUGCCCUCAAAGCACCCCUGCCGUGGUGCCCUCAAAGCACCCCUGCCGUGGUGCCCUCAAAGCACCCCUGCCGUGGUGCCCUCAAAGCACCCCUGCCGUGGUGCCCUCAAAGCACCCCUGCCGUGGUGCCCUCAAAGCACCCCUGCCGUGGUGCCCUCAAAGCACCCCUGCCGUGGUGCCCUCAAAGCACCCCUGCCGUGGUGCCCUCAAAGCACCCCUGCCGUGGUGCCCUCAAAGCACCCCUGCCGUGGUGCCCUCAAAGCACCCCUGCCGUGGUGCCCUCAAAGCACCCCUGCCGUGGUGCCCUCAAAGCACCCCUGCCGUGGUGCCCUCAAAGCACCCCUGCCGUGGUGCCCUCAAAGCACCCCUGCCGUGGUGCCCUCAAAGCACCCCUGCCGUGGUGCCCUCAAAGCACCCCUGCCGUGGUGCCCUCAAAGCACCCCUGCCGUGGUGCCCUCAAAGCACCCCUGCCGUGGUGCCCUCAAAGCACCCCUGCCGUGGUGCCCUCAAAGCACCCCUGCCGUGGUGCCCUCAAAGCACCCCUGCCGUGGUGCCCUCAAAGCACCCCUGCCGUGGUGCCCUCAAAGCACCCCUGCCGUGGUGCCCUCAAAGCACCCCUGCCGUGGUGCCCUCAAAGCACCCCUGCCGUGGUGCCCUCAAAGCACCCCUGCCGUGGUGCCCUCAAAGCACCCCUGCCGUGGUGCCCUCAAAGCACCCCUGCCGUGGUGCCCUCAAAGCACCCCUGCCGUGGUGCCCUCAAAGCACCCCUGCCGUGGUGCCCUCAAAGCACCCCUGCCGUGGUGCCCUCAAAGCACCCCUGCCGUGGUGCCCUCAAAGCACCCCUGCCGUGGUGCCCUCAAAGCACCCCUGCCGUGGUGCCCUCAAAGCACCCCUGCCGUGGUGCCCUCAAAGCACCCCUGCCGUGGUGCCCUCAAAGCACCCCUGCCGUGGUGCCCUCAAAGCACCCCUGCCGUGGUGCCCUCAAAGCACCCCUGCCGUGGUGCCCUCAAAGCACCCCUGCCGUGGUGCCCUCAAAGCACCCCUGCCGUGGUGCCCUCAAAGCACCCCUGCCGUGGUGCCCUCAAAGCACCCCUGCCGUGGUGCCCUCAAAGCACCCCUGCCGUGGUGCCCUCAAAGCACCCCUGCCGUGGUGCCCUCAAAGCACCCCUGCCGUGGUGCCCUCAAAGCACCCCUGCCGUGGUGCCCUCAAAGCACCCCUGCCGUGGUGCCCUCAAAGCACCCCUGCCGUGGUGCCCUCAAAGCACCCCUGCCGUGGUGCCCUCAAAGCACCCCUGCCGUGGUGCCCUCAAAGCACCCCUGCCGUGGUGCCCUCAAAGCACCCCUGCCGUGGUGCCCUCAAAGCACCCCUGCCGUGGUGCCCUCAAAGCACCCCUGCCGUGGUGCCCUCAAAGCACCCCUGCCGUGGUGCCCUCAAAGCACCCCUGCCGUGGUGCCCUCAAAGCACCCCGUGGUGCCCUCAAAGCACCCCUGCCGUGGUGCCCUCAAAGCACCCCUGCCGUGGUGCCCUCAAAGCACCCCUGCCGUGGUGCCCUCAAAGCACCCCUGCCGUGGUGCCCUCAAAGCACCCCUGCCGUGGUGCCCUCAAAGCACCCCUGCCGUGGUGCCCUCAAAGCACCCCUGCCGUGGUGCCCUCAAAGCACCCCUGCCGUGGUGCCCUCAAAGCACCCCUGCCGUGGUGCCCUCAAAGCACCCCUGCCGUGGUGCCCUCAAAGCACCCCUGCCGUGGUGCCCUCAAAGCACCCCUGCCGUGGUGCCCUCAAAGCACCCCUGCCGUGGUGCCCUCAAAGCACCCCUGCCGUGGUGCCCUCAAAGCACCCCUGCCGUGGUGCCCUCAAAGCACCCCUGCCGUGGUGCCCUCAAAGCACCCCUGCCGUGGUGCCCUCAAAGCACCCCUGCCGUGGUGCCCUCAAAGCACCCCUGCCGUGGUGCCCUCAAAGCACCCCUGCCGUGGUGCCCUCAAAGCACCCCUGCCGUGGUGCCCUCAAAGCACCCCUGCCGUGGUGCCCUCAAAGCACCCCUGCCGUGGUGCCCUCAAAGCACCCCUGCCGUGGUGCCCUCAAAGCACCCCUGCCGUGGUGCCCUCAAAGCACCCCUGCCGUGGUGCCCUCAAAGCACCCCUGCCGUGGUGCCCUCAAAGCACCCCUGCCGUGGUGCCCUCAAAGCACCCCUGCCGUGGUGCCCUCAAAGCACCCCUGCCGUGGUGCCCUCAAAGCACCCCUGCCGUGGUGCCCUCAAAGCACCCCUGCCGUGGUGCCCUCAAAGCACCCCUGCCGUGGUGCCCUCAAAGCACCCAUGCCUAAGCCCCGUGGUGCCCUCAAAGCACCCCUGCCGUGGUGCCCUCAAAGCACCCCUGCCGUGGUGCCCUCAAAGCACCCCUGCCGUGGUGCCCUCAAAGCACCCCUGCCGUGGUGCCCUCAAAGCACCCCUGCCGUGGUGCCCUCAAAGCACCCCUGCCGUGGUGCCCUCAAAGCACCCCUGCCGUGGUGCCCUCAAAGCACCCCUGCCGUGGUGCCCUCAAAGCACCCCUGCCGUGGUGCCCUCAAAGCACCCCUGCCGUGGUGCCCUCAAAGCACCCCUGCCGUGGUGCCCUCAAAGCACCCCUGCCGUGGUGCCCUCAAAGCACCCCUGCCGUGGUGCCCUCAAAGCACCCCUGCCGUGGUGCCCUCAAAGCACCCCUGCCGUGGUGCCCUCAAAGCACCCCUGCCGUGGUGCCCUCAAAGCACCCCUGCCGUGGUGCCCUCAAAGCACCCCUGCCGUGGUGCCCUCAAAGCACCCCUGCCGUGGUGCCCUCAAAGCACCCCUGCCGUGGUGCCCUCAAAGCACCCCUGCCGUGGUGCCCUCAAAGCACCCCUGCCGUGGUGCCCUCAAAGCACCCCUGCCGUGGUGCCCUCAAAGCACCCCUGCCGUGGUGCCCUCAAAGCACCCCUGCCGUGGUGCCCUCAAAGCACCCCUGCCGUGGUGCCCUCAAAGCACCCCUGCCGUGGUGCCCUCAAAGCACCCCUGCCGUGGUGCCCUCAAAGCACCCCUGCCGUGGUGCCCUCAAAGCACCCCUGCCGUGGUGCCCUCAAAGCACCCCUGCCGUGGUGCCCUCAAAGCACCCCUGCCGUGGUGCCCUCAAAGCACCCCUGCCGUGGUGCCCUCAAAGCACCCCUGCCGUGGUGCCCUCAAAGCACCCCUGCCGUGGUGCCCUCAAAGCACCCCUGCCGUGGUGCCCUCAAAGCACCCCUGCCGUGGUGCCCUCAAAGCACCCCUGCCGUGGUGCCCUCAAAGCACCCCUGCCGUGGUGCCCUCAAAGCACCCCUGCCGUGGUGCCCUCAAAGCACCCCUGCCGUGGUGCCCUCAAAGCACCCCUGCCGUGGUGCCCUCAAAGCACCCCUGCCGUGGUGCCCUCAAAGCACCCCUGCCGUGGUGCCCUCAAAGCACCCCUGCCGUGGUGCCCUCAAAGCACCCCUGCCGUGGUGCCCUCAAAGCACCCCUGCCGUGGUGCCCUCAAAGCACCCCUGCCGUGGUGCCCUCAAAGCACCCCUGCCGUGGUGCCCUCAAAGCACCCCUGCCGUGGUGCCCUCAAAGCACCCCUGCCGUGGUGCCCUCAAAGCACCCCUGCCGUGGUGCCCUCAAAGCACCCCUGCCGUGGUGCCCUCAAAGCACCCCUGCCGUGGUGCCCUCAAAGCACCCCUGCCGUGGUGCCCUCAAAGCACCCCUGCCGUGGUGCCCUCAAAGCACCCCUGCCGUGGUGCCCUCAAAGCACCCCUGCCGUGGUGCCCUCAAAGCACCCCUGCCGUGGUGCCCUCAAAGCACCCCUGCCGUGGUGCCCUCAAAGCACCCCUGCCGUGCACCCCUGCCGUGGUGCCCUCAAAGCACCCCUGCCGUGGUGCCCUCAAAGCACCCCUGCCGUGGUGCCCUCAAAGCACCCCUGCCGUGGUGCCCUCAAAGCACCCCUGCCGUGGUGCCCUCAAAGCACCCCUGCCGUGGUGCCCUCAAAGCACCCCUGCCGUGGUGCCCUCAAAGCACCCCUGCCGUGGUGCCCUCAAAGCACCCCUGCCGUGGUGCCCUCAAAGCACCCCUGCCGUGGUGCCCUCAAAGCACCCCUGCCGUGGUGCCCUCAAAGCACCCCUGCCGUGGUGCCCUCAAAGCACCCCUGCCGUGGUGCCCUCAAAGCACCCCUGCCGUGGUGCCCUCAAAGCACCCCUGCCGUGGUGCCCUCAAAGCACCCCUGCCGUGGUGCCCUCAAAGCACCCCUGCCGUGGUGCCCUCAAAGCACCCCUGCCGUGGUGCCCUCAAAGCACCCCUGCCGUGGUGCCCUCAAAGCACCCCUGCCGUGGUGCCCUCAAAGCACCCCUGCCGUGGUGCCCUCAAAGCACCCCUGCCGUGGUGCCCUCAAAGCACCCCUGCCGUGGUGCCCUCAAAGCACCCCUGCCGUGGUGCCCUCAAAGCACCCCUGCCGUGGUGCCCUCAAAGCACCCCUGCCGUGGUGCCCUCAAAGCACCCCUGCCGUGGUGCCCUCAAAGCACCCCUGCCGUGGUGCCCUCAAAGCACCCCUGCCGUGGUGCCCUCAAAGCACCCCUGCCGUGGUGCCCUCAAAGCACCCCUGCCGUGGUGCCCUCAAAGCACCCCUGCCGUGGUGCCCUCAAAGCACCCCUGCCGUGGUGCCCUCAAAGCACCCCUGCCGUGGUGCCCUCAAAGCACCCCUGCCGUGGUGCCCUCAAAGCACCCCUGCCGUGGUGCCCUCAAAGCACCCCUGCCGUGGUGCCCUCAAAGCACCCCUGCCGUGGUGCCCUCAAAGCACCCCUGCCGUGGUGCCCUCAAAGCACCCCUGCCGUGGUGCCCUCAAAGCACCCCUGCCGUGGUGCCCUCAAAGCACCCCUGCCGUGGUGCCCUCAAAGCACCCCUGCCGUGGUGCCCUCAAAGCACCCCUGCCGUGGUGCCCUCAAAGCACCCCUGCCGUGGUGCCCUCAAAGCACCCCUGCCGUGGUGCCCUCAAAGCACCCCUGCCGUGGUGCCCUCAAAGCACCCCUGCCGUGGUGCCCUCAAAGCACCCCUGCCGUGGUGCCCUCAAAGCACCCCUGCCGUGGUGCCCUCAAAGCACCCCUGCCGUGGUGCCCUCAAAGCACCCCUGCCGUGGUGCCCUCAAAGCACCCCUGCCGUGGUGCCCUCAAAGCACCCCUGCCGUGGUGCCCUCAAAGCACCCCUGCCGUGGUGCCCUCAAAGCACCCCUGCCGUGGUGCCCUCAAAGCACCCCUGCCGUGGUGCCCUCAAAGCACCCCUGCCGUGGUGCCCUCAAAGCACCCCUGCCGUGGUGCCCUCAAAGCACCCCUGCCGUGGUGCCCUCAAAGCACCCCUGCCGUGGUGCCCUCAAAGCACCCCUGCCGUGGUGCCCUCAAAGCACCCCUGCCGUGGUGCCCUCAAAGCACCCCUGCCGUGGUGCCCUCAAAGCACCCCUGCCGUGGUGCCCUCAAAGCACCCCUGCCGUGGUGCCCUCAAAGCACCCCUGCCGUGGUGCCCUCAAAGCACCCCUGCCGUGGUGCCCUCAAAGCACCCCUGCCGUGGUGCCCUCAAAGCACCCCUGCCGUGGUGCCCUCAAAGCACCCCUGCCGUGGUGCCCUCAAAGCACCCCUGCCGUGGUGCCCUCAAAGCACCCCUGCCGUGGUGCCCUCAAAGCACCCCUGCCGUGGUGCCCUCAAAGCACCCCUGCCGUGGUGCCCUCAAAGCACCCCUGCCGUGGUGCCCUCAAAGCACCCCUGCCGUGGUGCCCUCAAAGCACCCCUGCCGUGGUGCCCUCAAAGCACCCCUGCCGUGGUGCCCUCAAAGCACCCCUGCCGUGGUGCCCUCAAAGCACCCCUGCCGUGGUGCCCUCAAAGCACCCCUGCCGUGGUGCCCUCAAAGCACCCCUGCCGUGGUGCCCUCAAAGCACCCCUGCCGUGGUGCCCUCAAAGCACCCCUGCCGUGGUGCCCUCAAAGCACCCCUGCCGUGGUGCCCUCAAAGCACCCCUGCCGUGGUGCCCUCAAAGCACCCCUGCCGUGGUGCCCUCAAAGCACCCCUGCCGUGGUGCCCUCAAAGCACCCCUGCCGUGGUGCCCUCAAAGCACCCCUGCCGUGGUGCCCUCAAAGCACCCCUGCCGUGGUGCCCUCAAAGCACCCCUGCCGUGGUGCCCUCAAAGCACCCCUGCCGUGGUGCCCUCAAAGCACCCCUGCCGUGGUGCCCUCAAAGCACCCCUGCCGUGGUGCCCUCAAAGCACCCCUGCCGUGGUGCCCUCAAAGCACCCCUGCCGUGGUGCCCUCAAAGCACCCCUGCCGUGGUGCCCUCAAAGCACCCCUGCCGUGGUGCCCUCAAAGCACCCCUGCCGUGGUGCCCUCAAAGCACCCCUGCCGUGGUGCCCUCAAAGCACCCCUGCCGUGGUGCCCUCAAAGCACCCCUGCCGUGGUGCCCUCAAAGCACCCCUGCCGUGGUGCCCUCAAAGCACCCCUGCCGUGGUGCCCUCAAAGCACCCCUGCCGUGGUGCCCUCAAAGCACCCCUGCCGUGGUGCCCUCAAAGCACCCCUGCCGUGGUGCCCUCAAAGCACCCCUGCCGUGGUGCCCUCAAAGCACCCCUGCCGUGGUGCCCUCAAAGCACCCCUGCCGUGGUGCCCUCAAAGCACCCCUGCCGUGGUGCCCUCAAAGCACCCCUGCCGUGGUGCCCUCAAAGCACCCCUGCCGUGGUGCCCUCAAAGCACCCCUGCCGUGGUGCCCUCAAAGCACCCCUGCCGUGGUGCCCUCAAAGCACCCCUGCCGUGGUGCCCUCAAAGCACCCCUGCCGUGGUGCCCUCAAAGCACCCCUGCCGUGGUGCCCUCAAAGCACCCCUGCCGUGGUGCCCUCAAAGCACCCCUGCCGUGGUGCCCUCAAAGCACCCCUGCCGUGGUGCCCUCAAAGCACCCCUGCCGUGGUGCCCUCAAAGCACCCCUGCCGUGGUGCCCUCAAAGCACCCCUGCCGUGGUGCCCUCAAAGCACCCCUGCCGUGGUGCCCUCAAAGCACCCCUGCCGUGGUGCCCUCAAAGCACCCCUGCCGUGGUGCCCUCAAAGCACCCCUGCCGUGGUGCCCUCAAAGCACCCCUGCCGUGGUGCCCUCAAAGCACCCCUGCCGUGGUGCCCUCAAAGCACCCCUGCCGUGGUGCCCUCAAAGCACCCCUGCCGUGGUGCCCUCAAAGCACCCCUGCCGUGGUGCCCUCAAAGCACCCCUGCCGUGGUGCCCUCAAAGCACCCCUGCCGUGGUGCCCUCAAAGCACCCCUGCCGUGGUGCCCUCAAAGCACCCCUGCCGUGGUGCCCUCAAAGCACCCCUGCCGUGGUGCCCUCAAAGCACCCCUGCCGUGGUGCCCUCAAAGCACCCCUGCCGUGGUGCCCUCAAAGCACCCCUGCCGUGGUGCCCUCAAAGCACCCCUGCCGUGGUGCCCUCAAAGCACCCCUGCCGUGGUGCCCUCAAAGCACCCCUGCCGUGGUGCCCUCAAAGCACCCCUGCCGUGGUGCCCUCAAAGCACCCCUGCCGUGGUGCCCUCAAAGCACCCCUGCCGUGGUGCCCUCAAAGCACCCCUGCCGUGGUGCCCUCAAAGCACCCCUGCCGUGGUGCCCUCAAAGCACCCCUGCCGUGGUGCCCUCAAAGCACCCCUGCCGUGGUGCCCUCAAAGCACCCCUGCCGUGGUGCCCUCAAAGCACCCCUGCCGUGGUGCCCUCAAAGCACCCCUGCCGUGGUGCCCUCAAAGCACCCCUGCCGUGGUGCCCUCAAAGCACCCCUGCCGUGGUGCCCUCAAAGCACCCCUGCCGUGGUGCCCUCAAAGCACCCCUGCCGUGGUGCCCUCAAAGCACCCCUGCCGUGGUGCCCUCAAAGCACCCCUGCCGUGGUGCCCUCAAAGCACCCCUGCCGUGGUGCCCUCAAAGCACCCCUGCCGUGGUGCCCUCAAAGCACCCCUGCCGUGGUGCCCUCAAAGCACCCCUGCCGUGGUGCCCUCAAAGCACCCCUGCCGUGGUGCCCUCAAAGCACCCCUGCCGUGGUGCCCUCAAAGCACCCCUGCCGUGGUGCCCUCAAAGCACCCCUGCCGUGGUGCCCUCAAAGCACCCCUGCCGUGGUGCCCUCAAAGCACCCCUGCCGUGGUGCCCUCAAAGCACCCCUGCCGUGGUGCCCUCAAAGCACCCCUGCCGUGGUGCCCUCAAAGCACCCCUGCCGUGGUGCCCUCAAAGCACCCCUGCCGUGGUGCCCUCAAAGCACCCCUGCCGUGGUGCCCUCAAAGCACCCCUGCCGUGGUGCCCUCAAAGCACCCCUGCCGUGGUGCCCUCAAAGCACCCCUGCCGUGGUGCCCUCAAAGCACCCCUGCCGUGGUGCCCUCAAAGCACCCCUGCCGUGGUGCCCUCAAAGCACCCCUGCCGUGGUGCCCUCAAAGCACCCCUGCCGUGGUGCCCUCAAAGCACCCCUGCCGUGGUGCCCUCAAAGCACCCCUGCCGUGGUGCCCUCAAAGCACCCCUGCCGUGGUGCCCUCAAAGCACCCCUGCCGUGGUGCCCUCAAAGCACCCCUGCCGUGGUGCCCUCAAAGCACCCCUGCCGUGGUGCCCUCAAAGCACCCCUGCCGUGGUGCCCUCAAAGCACCCCUGCCGUGGUGCCCUCAAAGCACCCCUGCCGUGGUGCCCUCAAAGCACCCCUGCCGUGGUGCCCUCAAAGCACCCCUGCCGUGGUGCCCUCAAAGCACCCCUGCCGUGGUGCCCUCAAAGCACCCCUGCCGUGGUGCCCUCAAAGCACCCCUGCCGUGGUGCCCUCAAAGCACCCCUGCCGUGGUGCCCUCAAAGCACCCCUGCCGUGGUGCCCUCAAAGCACCCCUGCCGUGGUGCCCUCAAAGCACCCCUGCCGUGGUGCCCUCAAAGCACCCCUGCCGUGGUGCCCUCAAAGCACCCCUGCCGUGGUGCCCUCAAAGCACCCCUGCCGUGGUGCCCUCAAAGCACCCCUGCCGUGGUGCCCUCAAAGCACCCCUGCCGUGGUGCCCUCAAAGCACCCCUGCCGUGGUGCCCUCAAAGCACCCCUGCCGUGGUGCCCUCAAAGCACCCCUGCCGUGGUGCCCUCAAAGCACCCCUGCCGUGGUGCCCUCAAAGCACCCCUGCCGUGGUGCCCUCAAAGCACCCCUGCCGUGGUGCCCUCAAAGCACCCCUGCCGUGGUGCCCUCAAAGCACCCCUGCCGUGGUGCCCUCAAAGCACCCCUGCCGUGGUGCCCUCAAAGCACCCCUGCCGUGGUGCCCUCAAAGCACCCCUGCCGUGGUGCCCUCAAAGCACCCCUGCCGUGGUGCCCUCAAAGCACCCCUGCCGUGGUGCCCUCAAAGCACCCCUGCCGUGGUGCCCUCAAAGCACCCCUGCCGUGGUGCCCUCAAAGCACCCCUGCCGUGGUGCCCUCAAAGCACCCCUGCCGUGGUGCCCUCAAAGCACCCCUGCCGUGGUGCCCUCAAAGCACCCCUGCCGUGGUGCCCUCAAAGCACCCCUGCCGUGGUGCCCUCAAAGCACCCCUGCCGUGGUGCCCUCAAAGCACCCCUGCCGUGGUGCCCUCAAAGCACCCCUGCCGUGGUGCCCUCAAAGCACCCCUGCCGUGGUGCCCUCAAAGCACCCCUGCCGUGGUGCCCUCAAAGCACCCCUGCCGUGGUGCCCUCAAAGCACCCCUGCCGUGGUGCCCUCAAAGCACCCCUGCCGUGGUGCCCUCAAAGCACCCCUGCCGUGGUGCCCUCAAAGCACCCCUGCCGUGGUGCCCUCAAAGCACCCCUGCCGUGGUGCCCUCAAAGCACCCCUGCCGUGGUGCCCUCAAAGCACCCCUGCCGUGGUGCCCUCAAAGCACCCCUGCCGUGGUGCCCUCAAAGCACCCCUGCCGUGGUGCCCUCAAAGCACCCCUGCCGUGGUGCCCUCAAAGCACCCCUGCCGUGGUGCCCUCAAAGCACCCCUGCCGUGGUGCCCUCAAAGCACCCCUGCCGUGGUGCCCUCAAAGCACCCCUGCCGUGGUGCCCUCAAAGCACCCCUGCCGUGGUGCCCUCAAAGCACCCCUGCCGUGGUGCCCUCAAAGCACCCCUGCCGUGGUGCCCUCAAAGCACCCCUGCCGUGGUGCCCUCAAAGCACCCCUGCCGUGGUGCCCUCAAAGCACCCCUGCCGUGGUGCCCUCAAAGCACCCCUGCCGUGGUGCCCUCAAAGCACCCCUGCCGUGGUGCCCUCAAAGCACCCCUGCCGUGGUGCCCUCAAAGCACCCCUGCCGUGGUGCCCUCAAAGCACCCCUGCCGUGGUGCCCUCAAAGCACCCCUGCCGUGGUGCCCUCAAAGCACCCCUGCCGUGGUGCCCUCAAAGCACCCCUGCCGUGGUGCCCUCAAAGCACCCCUGCCGUGGUGCCCUCAAAGCACCCCUGCCGUGGUGCCCUCAAAGCACCCCUGCCGUGGUGCCCUCAAAGCACCCCUGCCGUGGUGCCCUCAAAGCACCCCUGCCGUGGUGCCCUCAAAGCACCCCUGCCGUGGUGCCCUCAAAGCACCCCUGCCGUGGUGCCCUCAAAGCACCCCUGCCGUGGUGCCCUCAAAGCACCCCUGCCGUGGUGCCCUCAAAGCACCCCUGCCGUGGUGCCCUCAAAGCACCCCUGCCGUGGUGCCCUCAAAGCACCCCUGCCGUGGUGCCCUCAAAGCACCCCUGCCGUGGUGCCCUCAAAGCACCCCUGCCGUGGUGCCCUCAAAGCACCCCUGCCGUGGUGCCCUCAAAGCACCCCUGCCGUGGUGCCCUCAAAGCACCCCUGCCGUGGUGCCCUCAAAGCACCCCUGCCGUGGUGCCCUCAAAGCACCCCUGCCGUGGUGCCCUCAAAGCACCCCUGCCGUGGUGCCCUCAAAGCACCCCUGCCGUGGUGCCCUCAAAGCACCCCUGCCGUGGUGCCCUCAAAGCACCCCUGCCGUGGUGCCCUCAAAGCACCCCUGCCGUGGUGCCCUCAAAGCACCCCUGCCGUGGUGCCCUCAAAGCACCCCUGCCGUGGUGCCCUCAAAGCACCCCUGCCGUGGUGCCCUCAAAGCACCCCUGCCGUGGUGCCCUCAAAGCACCCCUGCCGUGGUGCCCUCAAAGCACCCCUGCCGUGGUGCCCUCAAAGCACCCCUGCCGUGGUGCCCUCAAAGCACCCCUGCCGUGGUGCCCUCAAAGCACCCCUGCCGUGGUGCCCUCAAAGCACCCCUGCCGUGGUGCCCUCAAAGCACCCCUGCCGUGGUGCCCUCAAAGCACCCCUGCCGUGGUGCCCUCAAAGCACCCCUGCCGUGGUGCCCUCAAAGCACCCCUGCCGUGGUGCCCUCAAAGCACCCCUGCCGUGGUGCCCUCAAAGCACCCCUGCCGUGGUGCCCUCAAAGCACCCCUGCCGUGGUGCCCUCAAAGCACCCCUGCCGUGGUGCCCUCAAAGCACCCCUGCCGUGGUGCCCUCAAAGCACCCCUGCCGUGGUGCCCUCAAAGCACCCCUGCCGUGGUGCCCUCAAAGCACCCCUGCCGUGGUGCCCUCAAAGCACCCCUGCCGUGGUGCCCUCAAAGCACCCCUGCCGUGGUGCCCUCAAAGCACCCCUGCCGUGGUGCCCUCAAAGCACCCCUGCCGUGGUGCCCUCAAAGCACCCCUGCCGUGGUGCCCUCAAAGCACCCCUGCCGUGGUGCCCUCAAAGCACCCCUGCCGUGGUGCCCUCAAAGCACCCCUGCCGUGGUGCCCUCAAAGCACCCCUGCCGUGGUGCCCUCAAAGCACCCCUGCCGUGGUGCCCUCAAAGCACCCCUGCCGUGGUGCCCUCAAAGCACCCCUGCCGUGGUGCCCUCAAAGCACCCCUGCCGUGGUGCCCUCAAAGCACCCCUGCCGUGGUGCCCUCAAAGCACCCCUGCCGUGGUGCCCUCAAAGCACCCCUGCCGUGGUGCCCUCAAAGCACCCCUGCCGUGGUGCCCUCAAAGCACCCCUGCCGUGGUGCCCUCAAAGCACCCCUGCCGUGGUGCCCUCAAAGCACCCCUGCCGUGGUGCCCUCAAAGCACCCCUGCCGUGGUGCCCUCAAAGCACCCCUGCCGUGGUGCCCUCAAAGCACCCCUGCCGUGGUGCCCUCAAAGCACCCCUGCCGUGGUGCCCUCAAAGCACCCCUGCCGUGGUGCCCUCAAAGCACCCCUGCCGUGGUGCCCUCAAAGCACCCCUGCCGUGGUGCCCUCAAAGCACCCCUGCCGUGGUGCCCUCAAAGCACCCCUGCCGUGGUGCCCUCAAAGCACCCCUGCCGUGGUGCCCUCAAAGCACCCCUGCCGUGGUGCCCUCAAAGCACCCCUGCCGUGGUGCCCUCAAAGCACCCCUGCCGUGGUGCCCUCAAAGCACCCCUGCCGUGGUGCCCUCAAAGCACCCCUGCCGUGGUGCCCUCAAAGCACCCCUGCCGUGGUGCCCUCAAAGCACCCCUGCCGUGGUGCCCUCAAAGCACCCCUGCCGUGGUGCCCUCAAAGCACCCCUGCCGUGGUGCCCUCAAAGCACCCCUGCCGUGGUGCCCUCAAAGCACCCCUGCCGUGGUGCCCUCAAAGCACCCCUGCCGUGGUGCCCUCAAAGCACCCCUGCCGUGGUGCCCUCAAAGCACCCCUGCCGUGGUGCCCUCAAAGCACCCCUGCCGUGGUGCCCUCAAAGCACCCCUGCCGUGGUGCCCUCAAAGCACCCCUGCCGUGGUGCCCUCAAAGCACCCCUGCCGUGGUGCCCUCAAAGCACCCCUGCCGUGGUGCCCUCAAAGCACCCCUGCCGUGGUGCCCUCAAAGCACCCCUGCCGUGGUGCCCUCAAAGCACCCCUGCCGUGGUGCCCUCAAAGCACCCCUGCCGUGGUGCCCUCAAAGCACCCCUGCCGUGGUGCCCUCAAAGCACCCCUGCCGUGGUGCCCUCAAAGCACCCCUGCCGUGGUGCCCUCAAAGCACCCCUGCCGUGGUGCCCUCAAAGCACCCCUGCCGUGGUGCCCUCAAAGCACCCCUGCCGUGGUGCCCUCAAAGCACCCCUGCCGUGGUGCCCUCAAAGCACCCCUGCCGUGGUGCCCUCAAAGCACCCCUGCCGUGGUGCCCUCAAAGCACCCCUGCCGUGGUGCCCUCAAAGCACCCCUGCCGUGGUGCCCUCAAAGCACCCCUGCCGUGGUGCCCUCAAAGCACCCCUGCCGUGGUGCCCUCAAAGCACCCCUGCCGUGGUGCCCUCAAAGCACCCCUGCCGUGGUGCCCUCAAAGCACCCCUGCCGUGGUGCCCUCAAAGCACCCCUGCCGUGGUGCCCUCAAAGCACCCCUGCCGUGGUGCCCUCAAAGCACCCCUGCCGUGGUGCCCUCAAAGCACCCCUGCCGUGGUGCCCUCAAAGCACCCCUGCCGUGGUGCCCUCAAAGCACCCCUGCCGUGGUGCCCUCAAAGCACCCCUGCCGUGGUGCCCUCAAAGCACCCCUGCCGUGGUGCCCUCAAAGCACCCCUGCCGUGGUGCCCUCAAAGCACCCCUGCCGUGGUGCCCUCAAAGCACCCCUGCCGUGGUGCCCUCAAAGCACCCCUGCCGUGGUGCCCUCAAAGCACCCCUGCCGUGGUGCCCUCAAAGCACCCCUGCCGUGGUGCCCUCAAAGCACCCCUGCCGUGGUGCCCUCAAAGCACCCCUGCCGUGGUGCCCUCAAAGCACCCCUGCCGUGGUGCCCUCAAAGCACCCCUGCCGUGGUGCCCUCAAAGCACCCCUGCCGUGGUGCCCUCAAAGCACCCCUGCCGUGGUGCCCUCAAAGCACCCCUGCCGUGGUGCCCUCAAAGCACCCCUGCCGUGGUGCCCUCAAAGCACCCCUGCCGUGGUGCCCUCAAAGCACCCCUGCCGUGGUGCCCUCAAAGCACCCCUGCCGUGGUGCCCUCAAAGCACCCCUGCCGUGGUGCCCUCAAAGCACCCCUGCCGUGGUGCCCUCAAAGCACCCCUGCCGUGGUGCCCUCAAAGCACCCCUGCCGUGGUGCCCUCAAAGCACCCCUGCCGUGGUGCCCUCAAAGCACCCCUGCCGUGGUGCCCUCAAAGCACCCCUGCCGUGGUGCCCUCAAAGCACCCCUGCCGUGGUGCCCUCAAAGCACCCCUGCCGUGGUGCCCCUCAAAGCACCCCUGCCGUGGUGCCCUCAAAGCACCCCUGCCGUGGUGCCCUCAAAGCACCCCUGCCGUGGUGCCCUCAAAGCACCCCUGCCGUGGUGCCCUCAAAGCACCCCUGCCGUGGUGCCCUCAAAGCACCCCUGCCGUGGUGCCCUCAAAGCACCCCUGCCGUGGUGCCCUCAAAGCACCCCUGCCGUGGUGCCCUCAAAGCACCCCUGCCGUGGUGCCCUCAAAGCACCCCUGCCGUGGUGCCCUCAAAGCACCCCUGCCGUGGUGCCCUCAAAGCACCCCUGCCGUGGUGCCCUCAAAGCACCCCUGCCGUGGUGCCCUCAAAGCACCCCUGCCGUGGUGCCCUCAAAGCACCCCUGCCGUGGUGCCCUCAAAGCACCCCUGCCGUGGUGCCCUCAAAGCACCCCUGCCGUGGUGCCCUCAAAGCACCCCUGCCGUGGUGCCCUCAAAGCACCCCUGCCGUGGUGCCCUCAAAGCACCCCUGCCGUGGUGCCCUCAAAGCACCCCUGCCGUGGUGCCCUCAAAGCACCCCUGCCGUGGUGCCCUCAAAGCACCCCUGCCGUGGUGCCCUCAAAGCACCCCUGCCGUGGUGCCCUCAAAGCACCCCUGCCGUGGUGCCCUCAAAGCACCCCUGCCGUGGUGCCCUCAAAGCACCCCUGCCGUGGUGCCCUCAAAGCACCCCUGCCGUGGUGCCCUCAAAGCACCCCUGCCGUGGUGCCCUCAAAGCACCCCUGCCGUGGUGCCCUCAAAGCACCCCUGCCGUGGUGCCCUCAAAGCACCCCUGCCGUGGUGCCCUCAAAGCACCCCUGCCGUGGUGCCCUCAAAGCACCCCUGCCGUGGUGCCCUCAAAGCACCCCUGCCGUGGUGCCCUCAAAGCACCCCUGCCGUGGUGCCCUCAAAGCACCCCUGCCGUGGUGCCCUCAAAGCACCCCUGCCGUGGUGCCCUCAAAGCACCCCUGCCGUGGUGCCCUCAAAGCACCCCUGCCGUGGUGCCCUCAAAGCACCCCUGCCGUGGUGCCCUCAAAGCACCCCUGCCGUGGUGCCCUCAAAGCACCCCUGCCGUGGUGCCCUCAAAGCACCCCUGCCGUGGUGCCCUCAAAGCACCCCUGCCGUGGUGCCCUCAAAGCACCCCUGCCGUGGUGCCCUCAAAGCACCCCUGCCGUGGUGCCCUCAAAGCACCCCUGCCGUGGUGCCCUCAAAGCACCCCUGCCGUGGUGCCCUCAAAGCACCCCUGCCGUGGUGCCCUCAAAGCACCCCUGCCGUGGUGCCCUCAAAGCACCCCUGCCGUGGUGCCCUCAAAGCACCCCUGCCGUGGUGCCCUCAAAGCACCCCUGCCGUGGUGCCCUCAAAGCACCCCUGCCGUGGUGCCCUCAAAGCACCCCUGCCGUGGUGCCCUCAAAGCACCCCUGCCGUGGUGCCCUCAAAGCACCCCUGCCGUGGUGCCCUCAAAGCACCCCUGCCGUGGUGCCCUCAAAGCACCCCUGCCGUGGUGCCCUCAAAGCACCCCUGCCGUGGUGCCCUCAAAGCACCCCUGCCGUGGUGCCCUCAAAGCACCCCUGCCGUGGUGCCCUCAAAGCACCCCUGCCGUGGUGCCCUCAAAGCACCCCUGCCGUGGUGCCCUCAAAGCACCCCUGCCGUGGUGCCCUCAAAGCACCCCUGCCGUGGUGCCCUCAAAGCACCCCUGCCGUGGUGCCCUCAAAGCACCCCUGCCGUGGUGCCCUCAAAGCACCCCUGCCGUGGUGCCCUCAAAGCACCCCUGCCGUGGUGCCCUCAAAGCACCCCUGCCGUGGUGCCCUCAAAGCACCCCUGCCGUGGUGCCCUCAAAGCACCCCUGCCGUGGUGCCCUCAAAGCACCCCUGCCGUGGUGCCCUCAAAGCACCCCUGCCGUGGUGCCCUCAAAGCACCCCUGCCGUGGUGCCCUCAAAGCACCCCUGCCGUGGUGCCCUCAAAGCACCCCUGCCGUGGUGCCCUCAAAGCACCCCUGCCGUGGUGCCCUCAAAGCACCCCUGCCGUGGUGCCCUCAAAGCACCCCUGCCGUGGUGCCCUCAAAGCACCCCUGCCGUGGUGCCCUCAAAGCACCCCUGCCGUGGUGCCCUCAAAGCACCCCUGCCGUGGUGCCCUCAAAGCACCCCUGCCGUGGUGCCCUCAAAGCACCCCUGCCGUGGUGCCCUCAAAGCACCCCUGCCGUGGUGCCCUCAAAGCACCCCUGCCGUGGUGCCCUCAAAGCACCCCUGCCGUGGUGCCCUCAAAGCACCCCUGCCGUGGUGCCCUCAAAGCACCCCUGCCGUGGUGCCCUCAAAGCACCCCUGCCGUGGUGCCCUCAAAGCACCCCUGCCGUGGUGCCCUCAAAGCACCCCUGCCGUGGUGCCCUCAAAGCACCCCUGCCGUGGUGCCCUCAAAGCACCCCUGCCGUGGUGCCCUCAAAGCACCCCUGCCGUGGUGCCCUCAAAGCACCCCUGCCGUGGUGCCCUCAAAGCACCCCUGCCGUGGUGCCCUCAAAGCACCCCUGCCGUGGUGCCCUCAAAGCACCCCUGCCGUGGUGCCCUCAAAGCACCCCCCCACAGCCCUCAUCUCAUGUCACUCGUCCUCACUCCUGUAUCCCCUGA
Molecule: messenger RNA, 24471 nt
Organism: Closterium sp. Naga37s-1
Lineage: Eukaryota; Viridiplantae; Streptophyta; Zygnematophyceae; Desmidiales; Closteriaceae
Source: the annotation of a GenBank genome assembly